AUGAUGAUUAGAAGUAUAUUAGGGCUUCAAUCAAGAAGAAUAAUAUCUAGAAGAGCUAUAUAUCCAAACCCAUUGGUUUAUAGAUCAUUACAUUCUUCAUUAAUAAGAUUUCAGGAACCUGUGAAACCAAAAGAAUCACAUGUGGCAACACCAUCAACACCAGCUGCUAAAUCAGUACCAAAAAAAUCAUUAUGGGAAAAAAUUAAACAUGAAGCUAAUCAUUAUUGGGAUGGUACUAAAUUAUUAGGUCUUGAAACUAAGAUUUCUACAAAAUUAUUAUUGAAAAGUGCUGCUGGUUAUGAAUUAACUAGAAGAGAACAUAAACAAUUGAAAAGAACUACACAAGAUGUUGUUAGAUUAGUGCCCUUUGCGAUGUUUAUCUUGGUUCCAUUUGCUGAAUUAUUAUUACCUGUUGCUUUAAAAUUAUUCCCAAAUAUGUUACCAUCAACUUAUGAAUCUAAAUUAGAUAAAGAGAAAAAAAUGAAAAGAUUAAGAAAAACUAGAGAAAUUGUUAGUGAAGUUUUAAGAGAUACUGUUCGUGUUAGAUUACCAAGUUAUGUUACUGAAGAUCAAAAGGCUGAUUUUAGAGAAUUUUUCCGUAAAGUUAGAUCUGGUACUGAAUCUCCAUCAAAAUCUCAAUUAUUAAGAGUUGCAAGAUUAUUUAAAGAUGAUACUGUAUUAGAUAAUUUACAAAGAGCUCAAUUAGUUGCGGUUUCUAAAUAUAUUAAUACUUCACCAAUUGGUACUAAUCAAAUGCUUAGAUUUAGAAUUAGAUAUAAAUUAUUAAAAAUCAAACAAGAUGAUAAAGCUAUUGAUUAUGAAGGUAUAGAUCAAUUAUCAACAAUUGAGUUACAAGCCGCUUGUGCUUCAAGAGGUAUUAAAAUUAAUGGUGUUGCUCCACAUGAAUUAAAAGAUGAUUUAUCAAUUUGGUUACAUUUAAGAUUGAAAGAAAAAAUUCCAUCAACUUUAUUGAUCUUAUCAAAUGCUUAUACUUAUGGUGAUAUUGAAUCAAGAGAAUCAUUAUAUGAUGCCUUACAAUCAGUAUUAAGUGCUAUUCCAGAUGAAUUGUAUCAUGAAGCUGAAGCUGAAGUUGCCAAAGAUGAUGUUACAAAUAAACAAAGAUUAGAAUUGAUUAAAGAACAAGAACAAUUAAUUAAAACUGAAACUAAACAAGAAGAUGAAAGUGGUACUGUUGUUCAAGUUAAAGAUAAAAUUAAUUUAGAUGAUGCUGAUCGUUCAACCCCAAGAAAACCAUUAGAUAAAUAA
This is a messenger RNA of Hansenula ciferrii, 1266 nucleotides long. RefSeq names its product LETM1/MDM38 family protein. The record is from RefSeq and is a predicted model, not a curated record. NCBI's taxonomy places the organism in Eukaryota, Fungi, Ascomycota, Saccharomycetes, Phaffomycetales, Wickerhamomycetaceae. Gene Ontology annotation, molecular function: ribosome binding. The transcript has a single exon. Gene Ontology annotation, cellular component: mitochondrial inner membrane. Gene Ontology annotation, biological process: intracellular monoatomic cation homeostasis. Bases 1 to 1266 code for a protein of 421 amino acids.